GUAAAUUACACUACGGAAAACAGCACAGUAUCCUUUACCGCUGUGAUACCCACAAUGCGCCGUGAUCUGCACAGAAGCAUCAGGCCUCUCACGGGAUCCAGAACAGGCUGUAAGUACUAUAAGUCAUGUAACAUGCCUUACCCAAAGAGAAAAAACAAUGAAAAGUUUCGACCGUAUAAAAACCCAUUAGGGAAAAAUUGGUACAUCUCAAAUGGGAGCAUGAUGCAGAGCUCGGAGUACUUGCAAGCGUACCUUGUACUCGGAGGACGCUGAGAAUGAUGAUUUUCAGUGGUGUACACACCCAUAAUCAACUGUGUCGUUGGAGGUCGAGGACACAAUUACGCCACCUUGGAAGAGCCGUGUGGCGCGUGCCGGUGAAUCCGGUGAGGACCGGAGUGUCUCGGGAAACAUCGGACGACGCCAACGACACUCGCAAGGAUAGCAGA
This is a messenger RNA of Stereum hirsutum FP-91666 SS1, 446 nucleotides long. RefSeq lists its product as uncharacterized. The record is from RefSeq and is a predicted model, not a curated record. The transcript has a single exon. Bases 55 to 273 code for a protein of 72 amino acids. NCBI's taxonomy places the organism in Eukaryota, Fungi, Basidiomycota, Agaricomycetes, Russulales, Stereaceae.